AUGAAGAAUCUGCCCAAGCAAAUGCGAGACGUGCUUCAACUCGCAGCAUGUUUAGGUGCAAGCUUUCAAGAAGAAGUCUUGUCCAAGGUUGUCACCGAUUACUUUGCAAGCCAAGAAGGCGCUCCCAAGUCCAGCCAGCUAUCGAAAUGGUUGACGAAGGCUAUUGAGGCGUGGUUCAUCAAAAUUGACAACGCUGGAUAUCGCUGGGUUCACGAUGGAGUCCAAGAAGCAGCUCUUUGUAUCGCCGGUGCCACUGGACUCACUAAGACGCGCUUCCAAGUGGGUAAGAUCUUGCUUCGUCGACUUUCAAAACAAGAAAUGGACCAGUCUCUGUUUGUUGUGGUUAAUCUACUGAAUGUCGGGAUCGGAACAGAAGUGUCGUCCGGGUCUGCUGUCACCUUUGCUGAGCUGAACCUACGGGCAGCACAGCGAGCUAUGAGACUAUCAGGGUUUGAGAUUGCAGCUAGCUACUCUGACGUUGCCAUUAGUCUUCUUCCCGAAGGGCAUUGGCAGCCGCAAUACAAGUUGUCCACGAAGCUCCACACUUUAGCAAUUCAGGCACAUGGAGUCCUCGGAAAUGUUGAAACGAUGCAAUCUUUGUACGACGAAGUGCUGGGACAACCAGAUAUUCCGCUCAAGGAUAGGCUCCCGUUGUACUCUGCAAUGCUUGAGUCUCUUUCUGGCCGGGAUCCACUGGCCGCAAAAGAGCUAGCGAACGAAGUGUUGGAGCAAUUGAAUCACCCUCUGAUGAAAACUAGGAGAAAGCUGUCUGUCUUCAAUUGCUUCAGCGUCAUCAAAGCGUACGACAGGAACUUGAAUCCAGAUAUGGUGUCCACGCUUCCAACCAUGAUAGAUGAAAAUGCAAUAGCAGCAAUGAAAAUCCUGUCAUCAUUGCUGAUUUUGACCUACAUGACGAACAAAACAGAGCUUCCAGCCGUCACUUCGAAGAUGGCGUCUCUAGUAAAUACCUUUGGAGUAUGCGAUGAGGCUGCCAACGCCUAUUGCUAUCGAGGCUCAUUCGCAACCAAUGCUAAGUUUGCCAAACGAAUCAUGGAUCGCUCAAAGGAUCGCUACUCAAAGGCAGCCUCGAAGAUGUACAUAUACUGCCUGAUGAGUCACACCCGUGAUAUCCAAUGGGUCCAGAAGGCGUACGAGGAGAACUAUCACUACAGUUUACAGGUCGGGGAUGUCCAAAUGGCGUUGUAUUGCUUCAUGCACGUGCUAGAUUACGCUCUUGUCACGGGACAUUCCCUCGAGUCCACUGCAGCCGAGGCCCGACACACCAUUCGAAGCCUCCAGCUGAUGAAUCGUGGAUGGCAGAUUGACCUCAUGAGGAUUUUGUGGCAAGGAGUAUUGAACAUGCAGGGACAAUCCGAAGACCCUUUUGUGCUAAAGGGUGAAGCCAUGGACGAGACAGCCAUGGCUCCAGCGUCACCUGGUACAUUGGACGGUGCCUUGCGAAUUGGGUUCAAAGCCAUCAUCUUUGCGUUCUGUGGCAAUCACCAAGCAAAUGCUGAUGAACAUAUGGACCAUAUCCAAGCUGCCGCAAUUCAACUUGCAGGGAACGGAACUGGAUUUUGGUAUGAGAUCUAUACUGCUAUCUCUUGUUUGCAUUGCGCCCGAUCUGCUUCGGGAGGUCAAUUUCAAAAAUAUAAACGGUUCUGUUUAAAGGAUGUGCAUUGA
Cylindrotheca closterium is the source of this 1683-nucleotide messenger RNA. NCBI's taxonomy places the organism in Eukaryota, Bacillariophyta, Bacillariophyceae, Bacillariales, Bacillariaceae. The record is from the annotation of a GenBank genome assembly.